Messenger RNA from Prunus avium (sweet cherry), 2821 nucleotides. It is a transcript of the gene STT3B, whose product is annotated as staurosporin and temperature sensitive 3-like b. The record is from RefSeq and is a predicted model, not a curated record. NCBI's taxonomy places the organism in Eukaryota, Viridiplantae, Streptophyta, Magnoliopsida, Rosales, Rosaceae. Gene Ontology annotation, molecular function: oligosaccharyl transferase activity. Gene Ontology annotation, cellular component: membrane.
AGGCAAGAGAUGGCCCAUAAAAAAGUCCAAAUGUCUACUCUCUCUCUCUCUCUCUCUCUCUAAACACUGAGAGGCCUCCAAGUCAUUCAUUCUAUGAAUCUAUGAAUCUAUGAAUCUAUGAAUCUAUCUUUACAGUUCGCACAUCAGUGUCUACAUUUCCCUGUCUAGUGUCUGCUUACUGGAGUGGUGUCUCAGUCUCAGUCUUAGCAUACUCUCAUAGACCCAAUCCAAAUGACAAAUCCCAAACUCUGAAAUCAAAACCCCCAAAUCCAUAACUCAUUUUCCUCUUCUUCCUCAAUUCUCAAAGAAAACAUGGUCGGAAAACCUGAGCCGGUCAACGGCACAGCCACUGCGAAGACCAGCCCAUCUCCGUCCCCAGCCAUCUCCAUGUCAGGGCUGAAACCAGAUCUCCUCAACAACCUCUCAUUCAAAACCCUAAAACUCAAAACCAAGCAGCAGGAGCUCCUGAUCCGAGUCUCCAUCCUCUGCUUAGUCUACAUCCUCGCCUUCAUUACGCGCCUCUUCAGCGUCCUUCGCUACGAGUCCAUGAUCCACGAGUUCGAUCCCUAUUUCAAUUACCGCACUACCCUCUACUUGACCGAGAAGGGCUUCUACGACUUCUGGAACUGGUUCGACUCCGAGAGCUGGUACCCCCUCGGCCGGAUCAUCGGCGGCACCCUCUACCCCGGCCUCAUGGUCACCGCCGCCCUCAUCUACUGGACUCUCCGAUUCCUCAGCUUCGCCGUUCACAUUCGCGAGGUCUGCGUUUUAACGGCGCCGUUUUUCGCCUCCAACACCACCCUCGUCGCCUAUUUUUUCGGCAAAGAGAUUUGGGACACCGGCGCCGGCCUUGUCGCCGCCGCUUUGAUCGCCAUUUGCCCCGGUUACAUCUCCAGAUCGGUCGCCGGCUCCUAUGACAAUGAGGGUGUCGCCAUUUUCGCCCUGCUCUUGACCUUUUACUUGUUUGUGAAGGCCGUCAACACCGGCUCGCUCGCUUGGGCCUUGGCCUCGGCGUUCGGCUAUUUCUACAUGGUCUCUGCUUGGGGAGGUUAUGUCUUUAUUAUCAACUUGAUUCCGCUUUACGUUUUGGUGCUUUUGAUCACCGGUCGCUAUUCCAUGAGGUUGUAUGUCGCCUACAAUUGCACUUAUAUUAUCGGAAUGUUGCUCGCUAUGCAAAUUCGCUUUGUCGGCUUUCAGCACGUGCAGUCUGGCGAGCAUAUGGCUGCCAUGGGCGUCUUCUUCUUGAUGCAGGUAUUUUACUUCUUAGAUUGGGUCAGGCACCUGCUGAGUGACACAAAGAUGUUUCAAGCCUUUCUAAGGAUCACUGUCACCUGUGCAGUAGGCGUUGGUGCCGUUGCUUUGGGAGUCGGCACUGCAUCUGGGUAUAUCUCUCCAUGGACCGGACGGUUUUAUUCCUUGCUAGACCCAACUUAUGCCAAGGAUCACAUUCCCAUUAUUGCAUCUGUCUCUGAGCAUCAGCCAACGGCUUGGUCAUCUUUUAUGUUUGAUUUCCAUAUCUUACUCUUCCUUUUCCCUGCUGGUCUCUACUUCUGCUUCAAGCGGUUGUCAGAUGCCACUAUAUUUAUAGUUAUGUAUGGUCUUACAAGCAUGUAUUUCGCUGGUGUCAUGGUUCGGUUAAUUCUUGUUGCCACACCUGCAGUUUGUCUUAUUAGUGCCAUUGCUGUCUCUGCUACUAUAAAGAAUUUGACACAGUUGGUAAGGGCAAAGAACAAGGUUUCCCAGACGGGUUCCACCAAAGGAGGCAGCAGCACAAAAGGCUCUUCGAAGGGCUCUGUUGAUCAAUCUCAGCCUUUUCAAAGAAAUGGUGCUUCUGUCUUACUUUUUGGUGCAUUUUACUUGCUUAGUAAGUAUGCAACCCACUGUACCUGGGUCACGUCAGAGGCAUACUCAUCUCCCUCAAUUGUUUUGGCUGCAAGAGGUGCCCAUGGGAACAGGGUCAUUUUUGAUGACUAUCGUGAGGCAUACUUUUGGCUUCGUCAGAAUACUCCUCCAGAUGCUAAAGUGAUGUCAUGGUGGGAUUAUGGGUACCAAAUCACUGCAAUGGGAAACAGAACUGUCAUAGUUGACAAUAACACCUGGAACAAUACACACAUUGCUACGGUUGGGCGUGCAAUGUCAUCUUAUGAAGAUGAGGCAUAUGAGAUAAUGAGAUCGCUUGAUGUGGAUUAUGUCUUAGUUGUAUUUGGUGGUGUUACUGGUUAUUCUUCUGAUGAUAUCAACAAAUUUCUGUGGAUGGUGAGAAUUGGGGGUGGAGUGUUUCCUGUGAUUAAGGAGCCCGAUUACCUCGUUAAUGGUGAAUAUCGUGUUGACAAAGGUGCAGCACCCAAGAUGUUGAACUGCCUCAUGUACAAGCUGUCUUACUAUCGAUUUGGAGAGCUGACGACAGAGUAUGGCAAACCACCUGGGUAUGAUCGUGCACGGGGGGUUGAAAUUGGAAAUAAGGAUAUCAAACUUGAACAUCUGGAAGAGGCAUUCACGACAUCUAAUUGGAUUGUUCGUAUUUACAAAGUCAAACCACCUAAUAAUAGGUGGUAGAUCUGGCUCUCUUACUGCUGCUACAGAAAAGACAGUAAUUGAACAUGGUAGAUGAAAGCCUGAGAGCUUGGAGUCUUGAAAUAUAGUUUUUAGUGGUAGUAAGUAAAGCGUAUGGAUUUCCUUUAGAGUUGGUUUGUGGCACUCAAGGCUUAUUACUGAUAUGAUCGGGAACCGCCUAAAUGGAUUUGCGGUCUUUUUUGCCUCGGUUAAUUACAACGGUUUUGUUCAUUGUAUCGUUGAGACAUAGAUAUGAUUCACAAUGUAA